AUGAGUAGCCCAUCACGGAAGCGUGAUAUGGUGAAGGCAUACUUUUCGAAUAAGUAUGAUAAGGUGUUGGACUCUCUGCUGGUUGCUGAUACAACUGCGGCGUUAGCACAUGGAACCGGAGUUGACUCUAGUACUAAAAAGAUACCAAAUAUGGACGUGGUUCACGGCAUAGCGAGUUCCCUAUUCAACGCAUCAGUAGAGCGACUGAAAGCCGAAAAGAACGGAUGGUCAAUGUCGAGUAUAGCAACUGAAAGCUCCGAUGACUUUUGGAAGGAUGAGAACUUCAAACAGGAAACCAAUACCGAUGAAGGUUCCACUACGAUGGAGAGCGUUGAGAAAACUGCAGUUAAAAUCGAAAACAAGACAAGAGAGCACUUCGUGGAUCUCUUCGUAGAGAAGCUUAUUGCCAGAAUGAUUCCGGACAAGCUGCCAGAGAGGGAGCAUUUUGGAGAACUAUCAGAAGAAGAGAGGAGGAAGGCCCAGACGGUCUCUGCUACUGUACUUAGCAGUAAUCUGAAAAAAUUGACGCCAAAAAUGCCCAUUGUAUUUGAGUUACAAGAUUCUAUCGUGCGUCUGUUAACGUGGAGGAACCCGUCUGGAACGGUGACGAUGUUAAUUCUUUGCACAAUGAUAUGUUACAAUCCCAUGUAUUUGAUUACGAUGCCACUGCUCUAUAUUGCAUUUGGACUUAUGGUACCCGGUUACAUUCGUAGGCACCCUUUGCGGAGAGCACUUUACCCAGUACGAAGAGUUUAUGGAAGAUCACUGAUUGAGGAAAUUGCUGACAGUGGGGCAAGGAGAACUUCGGGAUCAGCAAGCAUUCACAAAUAUUCAUACAAUGGGGAAGCAGCCGAAUCGGGCUCUCCAGCGCUGGAAGAUCCUCUUAGCAACCGGGUAGAGUUUGUCUCGAAUUUACGUGACUUUCAAACUGCUUCCACAGCAACAGUUCAGAUGUCAAACUCACUCGAAAGAUUUCUGUACGGUACUGCAGGUUUUAAAGAUGAACGGCAUUCAACCGUUGUAUUUUUGAAAUACAUCUUUUGGUUCUGCUUUCUUGGAGCAGUUUCGAAAUUUGUGAACUGGAGCUUUGUGCUCAGUGCAUGGUUAUGGUACGCUAUGAUUAAAUCACAUCCAAAGGUGAAGAAGAAGCUUGAAGCCUUCAAAACCAAAGGUACUAAAACGACGGAAGUAAAGCCGAAGAAGGAAGGGUUACAAUUGAUACUUGAUGAGCCACCGGAGGUCAAAUUAGUGGAAAUAUAUGAAAUUUACAAACAAGGAAUAACUCCUCGUCAUUGGGACUUUUAUAAAUACUCAAAUCAAGUGUUCGAUCCCCUUGAUAAGUACAGGAAGCUACAGCAGCCCCCGCCUGGUGUGGAUAAUUUAAAUGAUGUUUAUGCACCCUCAACAUGGGUUUUUGACGAAAAUUCAGCCUGGGACGUGGACUGGAACGUAAAAAAAUGGGCAAAUGAGCGUGGUCUUCAGUAUACUACCGAUGGCGAAUUUCUAGUUGACGAUAUGUUCAAGAGACGAAGGUUGACGCGCAGAGUACUAAGAUACGCCAAUCCUGUAAUUAAACCAUCAUAUAAAAAAUAG
This is a messenger RNA of Torulaspora globosa, 1593 nucleotides long. It is a transcript of the gene PEX28, whose product is annotated as Pex28p. Lineage: Eukaryota; Fungi; Ascomycota; Saccharomycetes; Saccharomycetales; Saccharomycetaceae. Bases 1 to 1593 code for a protein of 530 amino acids. The transcript has a single exon. The record is from RefSeq and is a predicted model, not a curated record. Gene Ontology annotation, biological process: peroxisome organization. Gene Ontology annotation, cellular component: peroxisomal membrane.